GUCAACCGAAAUCAAGACACACUUUUUUUCUAACUACACAAAAAAGACCCUGGUUUGUCAAGAUGGAAGACAGUCCGAGCAGGAAGCCUACCUCUUCCAAGGUCAUCGACACGUUACACAAAGAGAUCGAUGCUUUGAAAGAGGAAUUAGAAAAUCUCAAGGUAUCCAACUCCACGUACAAAAAGAAGUGUGAGAUUGUAACUCGCCGGAAUGAGCUGUUUGUGGAUCAACUAGCCAACGCCAAACAUGAAAAUGACAUGAUAAACGCCUUGUUGACGCGUAAGGAGAGACGGAUCGUCGAUUUGGAAGCUGAGUAUAAUAACGUCAUGUCCUCCAACGAGAACUUCAAGAUGACAACUAAAAACAUGAAAAUCAGAUACGAGAGUUUACAAGAACUGAGUGCGUCGUCGACCGCCGAGUGUGAACGAUUGAAGAUCGCGUAUGACGCUUUGGCUGCCAGUCAGUUGGAGUACAAAAAACAUUAUGAAUCGGAGGUGAUGAAGUUGAACCAGGAGCACAAGGCCUUUAAACAGGAAUACGUCACCAAGUACGAGAAUUUGUUGUCAAGUUUCGGGGAUAACGACAAGGAUAUAGACGCUUUGUUGGACGGCUUGACCAAUAAGAGGAAGACUCUUGAUAACCUAUAUUUCAAUAGGAACAAGCUAAUCUUGGAUUUAUUGGCUAAACUUGCUUCAGUAUCUAGAAUCCACGGUCAGGACACAAAGGCGAUCUUACAGGAUAACUUGGAUAACUUGAUCUCGUUGAGGGAAAACUAUCCGGAUUUGGAGUUGAAAAUCAAUGAAAUGAACCAGCAGCAGCAGCCCUCUGAGGCAGGAGUUUUGAAAGAAAUAAAUUUUGACCAACUAAUAUUGGACUCCACCGAAGCAGUUAAUUCGUCAUUUGAUGAAGAAGCCACUCUCAUUGAAGAGCCCAAACUCUGGAGGCAAAAUACCAAGAAAAAUAAUGUAAAUAACAAGAAAAAGAGAUACUCCCGAAUUGAAGAUAACAAACUCGAAAGAACCAGAACUCCAACCCCUCCUUCCCAUAAUCAUCACACAGAUAAGAGCAAGCACAAGAGCAAGAGAAAAUCCGUGUACGGGGGAAAUAGUAAUAACGCCAAUAAUGCCAAUAAUAGCACUAAUAGCAACCUGGGAUAUAAAAAGGAUAUACAAGUGACUUCCUAAUUAAGCCAUAUUCACGUCUACAAUCUUUAUUUCAUUAUAAGACUAUCGUUUAUUGAACAUAAGUGCUCACAAAAGACUCUGUAGCUAUUCUCUUUUGUCGAUUUCAAACACCAUGAGUCUCCCGUUGUUGUAUCCCACCAACACCAAUAGUUUAUUCAGUUUCUUCCUUAAAACAAUGUUCUUAUAUUUUGAAUUCGAGUUUAUCGAACUAUUAUAAUGCUGGAUUCUUAGAGCAGAGAACUUCUGACUCGACUCUAUUAGCUGGUCAUUCUGGUGGUGAUUACUUGUAAGAGUAUUGAGUCUUGGUAGUUUAAUUUCAUGCUUAUCUACAAGCAUGAAGUCAUUUUUAGUGUCAAAAAUCUUGAUUACCCCGUUCCAAGUCCCCGUGACUAUAAGGUUGUUUAUGACUUGAAUUGACUGGAUUCCCUUAUACUUGACGUUUAUUUCUCUGACCUCGUCAUUUAAUAUAUCGGUGCUUUCGAUAUUGUGAACAGUGAUUUUCUUACCAGUAGAACCCACAAGAAGCUGUGUGGAAUCAAGCACCUCUAUGGACAAUAUGGGAUUGGGAACAUGGAAUUCGUUGUAGUAUACCAACGAAAUCUUGGGUUCUUUGUUGAUAAUAGAUCUCAGUUGAGUGGUGUUGGUGCUGGUGAAAUUGCUCUGAGAAGACGGGAACUCAAGUCUGAACCCUAGCAAAUGACCCGACUCGUACCCGAUAAAAAACCUCUCAUGAUUCACGAACUUAGCUAUCAUGAUGAUUCCAAAUCCAUCUCUUUUGGUUCCAUUGAUCUCUUCGAUAUACCCGGUAUGGUGUUUGUAGUGUUUAAAACCACUGCAAUUGUGGAUGAGUCUGGAGAUAUUGAAGUCUAUGGGGUCAACUUGGUAGAUGUCGAAAUUGUCGGAGUCGAUGGUGGAUGGGGUUAUUAAAAGACCUUCGUGGUAGUCAAUAUUACAGAAAUUGAGUGAGUUAACAGGAAUUGAAUCGAAUUUUGGCAAUGGGAACUUGGCUACAAGCGAACUUGUUUCGUCAUUCAAGUAAGUCAAUUCAUUGAAGGUCAAAUCAGGUAGGUUUGAGGUCAAUUUGCCUAUUUGGCUAGGCGAUAGGUCCCAGAUGCGGAUUUCACUGUCUUUGGAAUGAGUUAAAAUGUGAUGGUCAUCGAGAAUUCGAGUGGUGAGAACGGUUUUAUCAUGGCCCUUCCAGCAGUAGAGCGCUUUAUGGGUGUGAAAGUCCCAGACGAUGAUCCAACCAUGAUCAUCUGUGGAGACGAUGAGGUUGUGGCGGGUUUCAAUUGUGGUGAUGGAGUUCAAAUGUCCUCGUAGAGAACAUAGUUGGUUCAUUAACGU
Yamadazyma tenuis ATCC 10573 is the source of this 2528-nucleotide messenger RNA. It is a transcript of the gene SHE3, whose product is annotated as She3p. The record is from RefSeq and is a predicted model, not a curated record. Gene Ontology annotation, biological process: mRNA transport; endoplasmic reticulum inheritance. NCBI's taxonomy places the organism in Eukaryota, Fungi, Ascomycota, Pichiomycetes, Serinales, Debaryomycetaceae.